AUGUCUAACGUUGAGUCGAGUGAUUUAAGUGACUGGGAUCGGGCGGAGUUGUCUGCAGCGACAAAGAUGUUAACUCAGCGGUGGAAAUAUAUUAAUUCUUUAGAGAAUACACAAUGUACACAGAAUACACAAUGUAGCGGUGAAGAAAUAGUGAGCGAGAUAGUUACAGAGUUCGAAGUUGACCUCCAACGAGUACUUACGCUGAAAGAGAAAAUUCAAUCCAUAAGUCCAAGACGAUGGCGUAAGCUAAAACCAGAAUACAAGUUGACUAUUCAACAAAUUCUAUGGCUUGCAAAGAAAAUAGAAUCCAGGACUUUAAGAAGAUGGAAUAGACGAUUUCCAGAGCACGACUGGGCCCUCUUACCAAUUCCAGAGCUUGCAGAGGAAACGCAAUCGAGCAGCACAGAAGAAGAAGGCACCAUAAGAAAAAGGAGAGUACGGUGUUACCUGUGCUUAAACAGUUUUUGCGAUAAAGAUGCCUUGGAAGUGCAUUUGUUUGAUGUCCAUUUACGGAAUAUCUACAUAUGCACAGUUGAAGGAUGCAGCAAGAUGUUUUAUUCUGCAGAAUUAAGAAAUAGGCACAGCGAAGUUCACAACAUGUCAUCAUGCGUUUAA
This is a messenger RNA of Arctia plantaginis, 615 nucleotides long. The record is from the annotation of a GenBank genome assembly. NCBI's taxonomy places the organism in Eukaryota, Metazoa, Arthropoda, Insecta, Lepidoptera, Erebidae.